CAAAGUUUGGUCUUUAAUAUCGAAGCUAAUUGUAGCGCUAAUAACAUUGAACAUCCAGCGGGACAUAAUUACUCAGUAUUUCGAGACAUGGAUAAGCCAAACUUUGUCAACCCUGUCAAAGAUUAUGUGUCAUUUAUCCACAACUGGCUGGAUGUUAUAAAAAGAGGAGUGAUGAUGAGUUUUAUGUGGAUAACACUGUCAAUGAUGUUCCUUGCUGGCACCAACAGAACAAAUAUCUUCUCGCUUGGUUACUUGAUUGGAUCGUUUAUUUUCCUCUGGCAAGGAAGUGACUUUUAUCUCAGACCUCUGAGAGUCAUUCUUAGAUGGUGGAAUUUUUUAAUUGGCUACAACGUUGUCGUUAUAUUUUUGAAAGUACUAUUCCAAGGAUUCGGAUGUAUUCUUAUAACACAGUUCCAAAAAUCAGCCUGCUGGCUAGUCCAAUUAUUGGGAAUAGCUUGUUAUCAAUAUAGAAAUUCCCAAUUCAAAAUAGACGUAUCUGAUGAUAUAAAGUGUCAAAUGCUACAAGAUGACAGCGGUUUAAUGUGGGACGGAUUCUGCUUCGCGUUUCUUAUAAUACAAAAACGUUUAUUUAAAAGUUAUUACUUCUUUCAUAUCGUCGACGAGACUAAAGCCAUGAGUAUUCUGGCGUCUCGUGGCGCUGAACUGCUCGAGAAUCUUCAUCGUAAACGUAUUGAAUUUCAAGAAAGCGUGGAGAAUACUAUUCUGCAAAAUAUUAAGCUGAAAAUGGAUAAAAUAAAAGCUGAUCAGCAAAAAAUUCAUGGACCAAGUUGGAAAGAACCAGCACAUCACAAAGUUGGAAUGGCACCACUGGCAAGAACUUGUAGCGCAAGUUCUUAUGUCUCUUCAGGACACACGCCACCGCAGGGUUAUCAGACGCCAAUAGAUGACGACAGCGACACUGACAACAGUAGCGAAGAUCUGCAAGAUGAUAAGCAGCAAUAUGACCCACCACCUCUGACUCCACGCGCUUCUUCAUUAUUGCAAGCGCCGUCACCAAACUCAGCUAUUGUAUCAGUGAGUCUCGAGGGUUAUCUAGAGCCCACACGAAUAUCUUUCGGCUCGCCACCGAGUAGUGAAUUGAAUCCACGUGGCGUGUCACCUGAUGAGACCUUUCCAGUAUUUUCGCCACCACCUUACGAUCAACCAGCAAACAGCGAUCAAUCUUGCCAGUCUCUUUUAAAAAGCAUCCAUCGACAACGUCAAUCCAGUCUUGUCGGGACUAAUUGGAAUCCAGAAGCACCAACAAUUUCUGGGCAUUCUGCCAUUUCAAUCACUUCGCGGUCACAACGAUCUCAUCAUACAUCUGUGAGAUCUGGAGAUUACUACAUGUUCGACGACGUGGACGACGAAGAUGUUACCGAAGCAUUACCUGAUUCAGAAAUGGAAAUUGAUGAAGAAGAGCAACGUCGUUUGCAACGACACAAAGGUCGUAGAAUGACUGUUUCUGAGCUGAUGUCAACGCUGUUUAAGACAGAUAUUGAGAUUGCGACACACGUAGCCAUGUACGGAGGAACAUCAAAGGAUGCACUUCGAUUGAGACGUCAGAGUAUGCCGCUAUCCCGCAAGAAAUCAUCCAUGUCCUAUCUGAGCGCGCGUUCAGAAACCGAGACUGCCGCGACAACCGAUGAAGUGGAUCGUAGUAGCGAGAUCUCUGGAGAAGUACAAGCGAGAAGAAAAUCAAGGAAAAAUUCACAGAAAAGUCCAUCUCGUUCUGGUGAAAAUGCUGAUGACAAAGACAGCAGUGCUACAUCGUUGGAAGAUGAUGAAGCUAAAAAAAGAGUAUCUUUCUUGACUUACUUCAAGUUUUUAUUUGAGCUGAUCAACAGUUUUAUGAUUUCUGCUACGAGACAUUUAAACAAGUUUUCUAGGGACUAUCGAUAUAUUCGUAAAGUUUUGAGCAAAGAAAAAUUAAUUUUAAAGGCUAAACCUGAUUUCCGAAUGGGAAUGAGAUUGGGUAUCAAUCAAAUCUGGCAACCAAUACCUUUAAUGAAAGACAGAUCGGAGACGGAAGCAAGCUCAAAAGAAACGGUCGCUAUUGAGGAUCCAGAUCAACUUGAAGCAAAGAGCGAAAGGAAGGAGAGCUUGCUGACUGUGCCACACAUCCGAAUCCUGGCGCCGAGUUUGGAGCGAGGAUUGGACGGGUCCUCCUCCAGCUCAAUGUUAACAAGAACACAGCCAAUAUCACAAGUGGAAGAAGAAGAACCCCAGUUAUCAGAAGUGGACCAGCCAACAAUUAUUCAACUGCUAGCAUCCAUCUGGUUUGGAAUUCUUGCCCACUCAACAUUCAUGUGUUAUUUCAUGAUAUUUUUACACCAAAUUAACAACGCUUCGGUAUUGUCAGUCCCCCUGCCACUGAUGGUAUUUUUCUGGGGCUCACUAACAAUUCCACGGCCCUCCAAAACAUUUUGGGUGACAAUAAUAGCGUACACCGAAGCUAUCGUGAUAAUAAAGUGUAUCUUCCAGUGGGACUUGAUAGCAUGGAACCAGGUAUCCGGAAGAAACCCCUUGGCAACGACAACAAUAAUAGGAGUCGAUCGCAAAACUAAUUAUGCACUUUGGGAUCUGCUGCUUCUUCUGAUGGUAUUCUUCCACCGAUUCAUGCUUAAGUCUAUAGGCCAGUGGACGACUCCUUAUGCGACUAGAAAGAUAAUUCCGUCAAAAUUAGUAAUAGGUCCAGACCGUCCGUCUCCUGCUAGCGGUCCUAGUCAAGCAGGCUCGACUCGUCUACAAUGGCAAAAUGAAGAACAAACUCAAUCAAACCAAGAACUUAACUCAGUAUCAACUUCAAAAGACCUACCAAAAGCUGCUGGUACAUCCGACGAAACCAACUCGGAUUAUCACAAUACCGACAGCGACGAAGAGCGGCUUGUAGAAAUAAGAAAUGAAGAAACAAAUGUCUGCGAUGCGAAACUUACUACAGCAGUAAGUAUGACGUUUAAAAAAUACCUUGAGCCAACGAAAGGUUUUUUCGCAAACAUUUUAAACCCCGAUGGUAAAGAAAAAACAAAUGUCUACGCUUACAUGUUUCUAUGUGACUUCUUCAAUUUCCUCUUGAUAAUCUUCAGAUUCUCUUCGUUUGGAAACCAGCAGGGCGAUGGUGGUGUAACUGCUUACCUCCAAGAAAACCGCGUUCCGAUGCCAUUUUUGAUAAUGAUGUUGAUACAGUUUGCUUUAAUAGUAAUUGACCGUGCGCUGUACUUGCGAAAAUCAAUCUUAGGAAAGCUAGCGUUCCAAUACGCUUUAAUUGUCGGCAUUCAUAUCUGGAUGUUUUUCUUUUUACCCGGUAUAACAGGACGUGCAUUCAACGACAGUUUGCCACCACAAAUUUGGUAUAUCAUCAAAUGCUUUUACUUAUUGUUAGCAGCUUACCAAUUGCGACUCGGCUACCCAACUCGUAUCCUCGGUAAUUUCCUCUGCAAAAAAUACAAUAUUGUAAACUACUGUUUGUUUAAAGGAUUUAUGCUGAUACCAUUUUUGUUUGAACUCCGUGCGGUGAUGGACUGGAUUUGGACAGACACAUCAAUGACCGUGAUGGACUGGUUCAAAAUGGAGGACAUAUUUGCUAGCAUAUAUCAAAUAAAAUGUAUGCGUGGAUUGGAAUCUGAUUUUCCGCAGCCGCGUGGAGAAAAGAAGAAACAAAUGAGCAAAUAUUUAGUCGGCGGUGGAUUACUUUUAGUAAUAAUAGGUCUCAUUUGGUUCCCAUUGUUAUUAUUCGCGCUGAGUAGCACUGUUGGUGUGUCAAAUAUACCUUCAGAGGUCUCACUGAGGAUCCAAAUUAGCUCGCACGAGCCUAUUUACACAGCAACUGCUCAAGACGCUUCAAUAUUUUCUUACACUGACGAAGAGUUCAAAGCUUUAAAAGGAAUUUACACAUCUGACAGACCGGCGUAUACUUUCUUGGAUAAUUAUGGCUCUGGUGAUGUCGCGACUGUCAAAUUGAGCAAAUCAACUCAAAGAAUUUGGGGUAUCACGCCCUUAGAGAAGGAGCAGCUGAAAAAUGAAUUGAAAUCAAACAUUACAAUGAAUAUUCAUGUCGAAUGGGCGGUUUCAAGAAAAACGGAUGCUAAAGAUUUUUCAGGAAUAUCCACAACGCCAAAUAUCAUUCCACUGCCAGCGUACGUCAACGGUGAGUUUAAUCCAAUAAGAACUAAUUUAUCAUUAUUAUUAUCCUCGGAAAAUGAUAAUCCAAACGUCACCCUAUCGUUACCGCAUGUAUUUCCGAAGUUUCUUAAAAUAACAAGUCGUAAUACUAGUGUAGUAGAGCAGUUGAUGCACGCGCCAACUCAAAUUUAUAUGCAAGACGAAAUAAUAACUAACAGUCCUGAUAAUUUGUAUCGUAAUGUAACUCUGCAAUUAGUAUCAGAACUUGGACAGCAGUGGUGGAUGAUCCAAGAGCAAUGCAAUGAUAACUUGUACAAUAAAGUACUCAAAAAUGUUCCACUGAACGACUGCAGCAAUAACAUAGUUAUGUUUAUGUUUAAUGAGAAAGCCUUUCCCGAAGGACUCAGUUUCUUUAGCGGCAUGGGGAUCCUCGGUUUGUACACAACUGCUGUUAUUGUCGUCAGUCAACUAAUGAGGCGAAUCGUCAGUGACAUGGCACCCAAGAUUAUGUUUGACGACAUGCCGUACGUUGAUAGAAUAUUGAAACUAUGUUUGGACAUUUACUUGGUACGAGAAAGUAAAGAGCUGAGUUUAGAAGAAGACUUGUUUGCCAAACUUAUUUUCUUGUAUCGAUCACCGGAGACCCUGAUUAGGUGGACGAGGCCGCCUGAGUCAAACCAAGAUGAUGACAGAGAUGACAAUGAAGACUUUGACGAGCCGGAUGAUAAUAAUCGUCGUAAUAAUAAUAAUGAUGAUGAUGAUGUUGAUGUUGAUGUAGAUGUGAAUGAUGAUGUAAAUGAUAAUGGUCCUCAGGUAAGACAACGAACUAAUGAACGAAGGAGCGACGAAAUUUAGGAUUAUAUUAGAAGACAGCUUGUAAUUUUAAAUAUUUUUUACUAUAAUUAAUUAAAUAUCAAAUGAUAGGUAAUAAAAUAGAAUAAGUUUUACGAAUUUAGUCGAUACUAAUAUCAGUUUGAGAUUCAAAGACUCUAAAUGCAUUUCUUUAUACAUGGCCAAAGAGAAAGUAUGACAAUUAUAAUUUUUUUUCUAAUCAUGAU
This is a messenger RNA of Cotesia glomerata, 5180 nucleotides long. It is a transcript of the gene Piezo, whose product is annotated as piezo-type mechanosensitive ion channel component. The record is from RefSeq and is a predicted model, not a curated record. NCBI's taxonomy places the organism in Eukaryota, Metazoa, Arthropoda, Insecta, Hymenoptera, Braconidae.